ACCAGAGAUGCACUGAAGCGACGAAGAGGACGGGUUGUGUUGCGUUAUACCGACGGCUUUUACUCGGUUUAAUUAUUAAAUACUUUAUAAUAGGAUGACAUUAAAAUAAUGAGUUUUUAUACCUUUAUUUUAUUAAAUGUUUGGCUUCGUUCAGUGAAGCAAAGAGUUUGAACGCAGCAGGCUAACGGUCACAUUACAGUUCGUUAGCUUGUUUUGCUUUCAGCCGCGGGGUGUUGAUAUUUGUUGUUGAUAUCUUUGUUGAUAUCUUUGUUUUUAGUUAAUGAAAUCGUUGUCACAGCCUCUGACAGACUCUCCUGUAAGGGUUACAUCCCAGGUCCAUCCAUGCAGCCUGCGGUGGAUGAUCUAACAUGCUAGGACCAUGUUCAAGAAUGUGUUCGGCUCAGGGUUUCUGGUGAGAACAGCUCAUGUUAUUCUGACAUGGGUCAUCACGCUCAUACUCUUCCUACAUGAUACAGAGCUGAGGAAGCAGGAGGAGACGGGUCAGCUGGUCCAGCCCGUGCUCUUCGUCCUGCUCGUGCUGGUGUCAGUGUUGCUCUACUUCGCCGUCUCUCUGAUGGAUCCAGGAUUCAUCCUCUCUGAUGACAGCGACUUACAGUUCACUCUGGGAGUGACAGAGGAGCAGCAGGAUAUGAUCCCCCCCUCCACCAAAUCUCUGCGUCAGAGACGCUGUGGUCACUGUCUGCUGCAGCAGCCAAUGAGAUCCAAGCACUGCCAGACGUGUCAGCACUGUGUGCGGCGGUACGACCAUCACUGCCCGUGGAUCGAGAACUGUGUCGGAGAGAAAAACCACCGCUGGUUCGUUCUGUACCUCGGCGUUCAGCUGCUGGUGCUACUGUGGGGGCUGCACAUCGCCUGGACGGGGUUCAGCUUCGCGCCCACCUGGCAGCUUUGGUUGCGGACUAACGCCACGCUGCUGACGGUGGCCGUCCUCGUGGCCCUGCUCUCCCUCAUCGUGCUGCUGCUGCUCGGCUCUCACCUGUACCUGGUCUCUCUCAACACCACCACCUGGGAGUUUAUGUCUCGCCACCGCAUCUCCUACCUCAAACACUGCGGCGCCGACGAGAACCCCUUCGACCGCGGAACCUUCCACAACCUGUGGGGCUUCUUCUGCUUGUGGGGCACCGUGGUGUGGGAGCAGGUGUACUUCAGGGAGGGCAGCGACCAGGUCUGACAACCAAACACGCUUAGACAGACUCAAAAAGACGGAUUCAUCGCUCACCAACAACUUUCCUGGAUCAUCACGUUUCUCUAAGUUUGGAGAUAAACCCUCCGUGUGUCCUUUCUGCAAACUCUGCAACAUUCACCUUCUUUUACAAAGUUCUAUAUAAAGAUAAGAUAACCUUCCUCAGAUCUAUAAUGAAUGUGGAUUUGAGGGACUUUGCUUGCAUCCAAUCAGUGCAGGCGUUCUUCGAUCAAAUAGGACACGUGAUGUUUAGAAUCAGACAACCUGAAGAAUACUUUGUUGUACAGUUGUGUUCACUUAUUUAAUCAUAUAUCAAUCAUUUGAACUCUUUUUAAAAUGCAUCGUUGUAAAAAUCAUUUUAAUGAGGAGGUGUGAUCACAGCUUUUUUAAAAUCUGAAUCCUCUCAUAACAGGACUCCAAUGAAAGUUAAGACUUCAUGAUUUGUUGUAAAGUAUCUUCACUCUGACAAAACGACAAAAAACCAGAACAGAAGUCUGAAGCACAAAUCGCCAGCGUUAACAAAUAUAAACAAACUCAGGCAGAUGAAAUCAGCAGAGUCAGAACAGAUCUUAGAACAGCUGUUCUGAUUCGAGAUUACACAACCCCAACAUUUUGUUUCUGUUCCUUUGAGGCAGGUGUGACUGUUCAUGUUGAUUUGUCCUGGUGGUAUCAGAGGUCCAGCUGAAAAUGACCGAUGGACCCCAGACAGAAGGAGGGAAUUUAAUCGAGGACGAGAAAAAGUCAGAGAGAGAAAAAAGAAAGAAAAUGUGCUUGAGAAGGCUUAUUGAGAAAAGACAAGUUUCUUAAUAAUCCAAAAUAAGGUUCAGAGAUGGAAGAAGUAACCGCGGCUGAAUUCUGUCCCCGGUCAGACCCCGAUUGUUUACAACCAUUCAAGUAUAAAAAAUCCCAAAGAGAGUUAAUUAUGCGUUCUGCCUUCAGGCGCUUUACUGUCCCACUUUGAGCCUCUAAGUGAAGCGAGUCAUAAAAAACUGUUGACUCACGUUGACCCUCAUUCCUCGUCCAGCACUGAAUCAUUAAUGUGGGCAGUAAUUUAAUGUGUGAAACUCCUCCAGCAGAACCGCUGCUCUUACACAUGGUGACUGAUGGACUGUUACUUCCACUGUUUUUUAACCUUUUCCCUUGUCACCUGUAACAGGUGUGUAAAGGAAACAUAUGUUUGAAGUCGGUCCUGCAGAUGACUUAAGCCUGCAGCAUUGAAACAGGCUGUAACGGCUGAAGAGCCUGAUCACAGUACGCUCAGGCCGUUAUUUUAACUAAAGGAUCACUACAGGGAUGUAGACCUUCUGUUCAAGAGGAAACCAGAAACAGCUGUUACAUUAAUGUCUCGUUCAGACCACCACACUGCUUUGACAACAACAGACAUUUUAUCCUGCAGAACAUGGAGGCUAUCGUGUACCACUGCCUCAGUCAGUUCAUAAUAUCGUUAUCGUGUUAUCGUGUGGUAAAAAGACAUUUUGAUGGAUCAAAUCAAACAAUUCAAAACACACAGAGUCCCACAAUAACAAAAUAAACUAACUGAUCAAGAGAGCAAACAGAAAAAGCAACUCACAUGUUCUGCAAGGUAAAACUUCUCUUUUUAUCAAUGGAGUCUGGCUGUGAAGAGAGCAACUUUAGCAGCUGGUGAACAGAAGUCUUCCUGAUCUUAUGGAGUAGACUGUGACGACAAAAAGCUGUUUAAUAGCUUUCUACAAAUGCACCAAACCUCAUCCACAGACAUUGAUUUUACUUAAAGUUACACAGGAGAUGCUUGUCUACCACGUUUGGCCUCAUUUAUGGUUAAACAAAGAUUGUGCUGUGUUGAAACUCACCAUUUAAACAUCAAAUUCACACAAUAACAAACAAACUGACAGAUUCAGCCAGCAGCAGAUCAGCCGCUGCCCUGUAUUUCACUCUUUAAAUGACUGUUUUUCUCGAUGUAGUUUGGUGGCUGUAAAGAGAGAGAGAUGUAAUGGCUGUUUUUGGUUCCAGGAGUAGUAUCCUCCCUUUUAACAGAACCGUCUUUCUCUGUAGGGAUCCAAAUUAUAUCACCUUAAUUCCCCCGAAAAGGGUCCCUGUCUGACAGGGAUAGUGUCCCGCUGUGAGGUGCAUAUGUGAACAACCAGAUCAGGAGAAUAUCCAGAGCAGUCCUCCUGAAAUGAUCCAUAUAUGUUCAGGAGUGUAGAUGUGAAAGCAUCUUAGGUUCCCCUUAAGGUCUUUGUUUAUUCUCCCACUUGACCCUCACUCCUGUGUCUUCCACUGAAUGAUUCAUGUGAGCAGUAAUUACAUGUGAAACUCCUUAAAGUGACACACAGUGAACCAGAUGAACAGACUGUUAAUAAACCUCUAGUUUACUUUGAACACAGAUAAAACUAUGAUUAGAUUAGAUUAGUUUUUUUUACUCGUUAAAGCGUGUUGACCGUGUGUUGUUGGUAUGAUGCUUCUGUUCACUCAGAUUCUGAACGUUUAUCGUGUAGAAAUCGGAGUUCUUCUCGUUCUGUGUAAUGCGUUUAUUUAACAAUCAGAGUGACUUGACAAAUUCUGAUGUUUUUUCAAAUGUUUAAAAUCUAAUGUUGAAUUGUUCCUAGCUUUGACUCCCCUUCUGAUGUUUUGACUUUAAACAGCAUUUGAAGCUAUUUUAUAUCGUUGUAAAUAAUCUAAACGGUUUCCACCCAGGACUCGUCUUUCCAUCUUUGAUAUGACUAUUUGAUAUGAAUAACUUAAAAGACUUAAAUGAAAAGUAUACCUGAGGAGAUUUGAGUGUAAUACAUCGUCUGGUAUCUGAAACCUGUUCCUUCUUGUGCAAUAGUAACCCAGCAAUAAAUGUGUUUACUCUAAUGUACAGCUGACUUUAUAUGAAUGAAUAUUUAAUUCAUGUUGUGUACUAAUGAAUCAUAUGCAAUGUGUUUUUUUACUACUUUGAAACAACUGUACGCUGUGAUCAAUAAAUCAAAGUUUCAUGAA
This is a messenger RNA of Labrus bergylta (ballan wrasse), 4165 nucleotides long. It is a transcript of the gene zdhhc12b, whose product is annotated as zinc finger DHHC-type palmitoyltransferase 12b. Gene Ontology annotation, cellular component: endoplasmic reticulum; Golgi apparatus. Gene Ontology annotation, biological process: peptidyl-L-cysteine S-palmitoylation; protein targeting to membrane. Gene Ontology annotation, molecular function: protein-cysteine S-palmitoyltransferase activity. Lineage: Eukaryota; Metazoa; Chordata; Actinopteri; Labriformes; Labridae. The record is from RefSeq and is a predicted model, not a curated record.